GGCGCUGCAUACGGUACUGCCAAGUCUGGCGUUGGUCUUACCUCCAUGGGAGUUCUCCGCCCUGAUUUGAUCAUGAAGGGAGUCGUUCCCAUCAUUAUGGCCGGUAUUAUCGGUAUUUACGGACUGGUCGUGUCCGUAUUGAUCGGCAACGGAUUCUCGCAAACAAUGUCAUUGUAUGCAGGAUUCAUUCAGCUGGGCGCAGGUCUAAGUGUCGGUCUUGCUGGAAUGGCUGCGGGUUUUGCAGUUGGUAUUGUCGGUGAUGCCGGUGUUCGUGCCUCUGCGCAGCAGCCCAGACUCUUCACAGGAAUGAUUCUCGUGCUGAUUUUCGCUGAGGUGUUGGCCCUGUACGGUUUGAUCGUCGCCCUUAUCUUGAACACCAAGGCUUCGGACGCGAAAUGCUAA
Messenger RNA from Gamsiella multidivaricata, 402 nucleotides. RefSeq names its product V-ATPase proteolipid subunit C-like domain-containing protein. Gene Ontology annotation, molecular function: proton-transporting ATPase activity, rotational mechanism. The record is from RefSeq and is a predicted model, not a curated record. Gene Ontology annotation, cellular component: proton-transporting V-type ATPase, V0 domain. NCBI's taxonomy places the organism in Eukaryota, Fungi, Mortierellomycota, Mortierellomycetes, Mortierellales, Mortierellaceae. The annotation marks the transcript as partial. Gene Ontology annotation, biological process: proton transmembrane transport. The transcript is spliced from 3 exons.